Messenger RNA from Orycteropus afer afer, 942 nucleotides. NCBI's taxonomy places the organism in Eukaryota, Metazoa, Chordata, Mammalia, Tubulidentata, Orycteropodidae. The record is from RefSeq and is a predicted model, not a curated record.
AUGGCUGCUCCACUGGACAGUGAAGAAGCACGCAUCGCUGUACAGUUGAAGCUGGAACUAAAGUUACAAGAUCAUGAUUGGUUUAAGGACUAUCAGCCUCGGGAUCUCUUGCUGCCCUCGCGCCGCCGCCGCUUCCUGUUCGAGCCCGGCGCGGCGGCCACAGGUGCCUUCUGGACUCGGAGCAGCCGGGGCGGACCUGUAUCUCUGGUGCGGCAACAGAUAACAUCGCGAGACCUCUCGCGGAGCAAACGUGAGGAUCGCGGCGCCUCGUGGAUGCAGGGAGUCCGAACUCACAGUGGAGAGGAGCCCUAUCAGUGUAAGGAAUGCAGGAAAGCAUUUAGUCAGGCCCCAUCCCUCAUGCAACAUUUAAGAGCACACAGUGAAGAGAGGCCUUAUAAAUGUAAGGAAUAUGGGAAAACCUUUAGGUGUUCCCCACACUUCACUAAACAUACAAGAAUGCAUAAUGGAGAGAGGCCUUAUGAAUGUAAAGAAUGUGGGAAAGCCUUUAGUUGUUCCUCACACCUCACUUCACAUAUGAAAACUCACAGUGGUGAGAAGGCUUAUGAAUGUAAGCAAUAUGGGAAAGUCUUUAGACAUUCCUCAGCUCUCACUUUGCAUAAAAGAACUCACAGUGGAGAGAAACCUUAUGUAUGUAAAGAAUGUGGGAAAGCCUUUAGUUGUUCCUCACACCUCACUUCACAUAUGAGAACUCACAGUGGAGAGAAGCCUUAUGAAUGUAAGCAAUGUGGGAAAGCCUUUAGGUAUUCCUCACACCUCAUUAGACAUAUAAGAACUCACAGUGGAGAGAGGCCUUAUGAAUGUAAGGAAUGUGGGAAAGCCUUUAGUUAUUCCUCAGCCCUCACUACACAUAGUAGAACACACAGUGGAGAGAAACCUUAUGAAUGUAAUGAAUGUGGAAAAGCAUUUAAUCGUUCCUUUUAG